This is a messenger RNA of Calidris pugnax (ruff), 1363 nucleotides long. Its product is annotated as lymphoid-restricted membrane protein-like. Lineage: Eukaryota; Metazoa; Chordata; Aves; Charadriiformes; Scolopacidae. Gene Ontology annotation, cellular component: endoplasmic reticulum membrane. The record is from RefSeq and is a predicted model, not a curated record. The transcript has 14 exons. The coding region runs from base 179 to 1300 and encodes 373 amino acids.
UGGCUGGAAACGGCUUCAGCGGGCUCCUCGGUGGUGGCUCUGCGGCGGCAGAGAGGGCUGCGCCUGUGCCAGGAGAGUGGGGACAGGGACGGAGCAGGCUGCAGAGGAUGCUUGGAAAGUACCCAGGGAGCAGCAGGCAGAGCUGGCUGGGCUCCCCACGUCUCCAGAUGAAGGGAGGAUGAGCAGUCCCCAGGGACACCCAGACGGGGUUUUGGCUGGGCACGAGCAGAGCGUGGAGUGCGUCGGCGAGGUGCCAGGCAGGGACAGGCAGGAGCUGGCUGUGUGCACUGGGGACAGUGAUGGGACCGAGGAAGAUGCAGAAGCCCCGGAGGAUCCGCUGCUGACUUUCCCCAGUGAGCUCUCAGUGCUGGAGAGACUGGGCUUGCACGGGGUGGCUCUGACAGAGCAGGAUGUGGAGGCAGCCUUUGCCCACCUCGCCCUGGCUUUUCGCUGCGACGUGUUCACCCUGCGGCAACGGGUGGAAGUGGAGAAACGGGCACGGGACGCGGCGGAGGAAAACAUCCAGGAGGAGCUGGGGCAGUGCCGGGCUGCCCUGGAGAGGCUGGGCCCAUCCUGUGCUGACGUGGGCUACAAGGAGAUGCUGGAGCAGCUGCAGCGCAGCCUGGCUGUGCUGGCAGCGGCCAUCGAGCGGGCAACCAGCGCCGCGGAGAAGCUGGGGGCUGUCCAUCAGGAGGCGCGGAUGAGCCGAGCGGCACAGGUGAUGGUCCAGCACGUGGAGAACCUGAAGCGGCACCACAUGAGGGAACACGCGGAGCUGGAGGAGAUGAAACGCCUGAUCCAGCAGAACUCCCGCAACCGGCAGCUGGCGGAGACCCAGGAUGAUGCGGAGCCACGGCUGAGGCCUCACCCCCUGAUGCGAACUUUCCAGCAGGGGUCUGCCCGCCGCAGAGUCAGCAUCGCCGUCAUCCCCAAGCAGCUCUUGCCAGGUGCCAGCCCUGACAGCCGAGCAGCCCCCGCCAGCGAGCCGGAGAGGGAAGGGUCCCAGCGCCGGCCCAGCACCCAGAGGAGCGAGCUGGAGCCUCAGGGCCAGGGCAGCGCCGUGACCAGGGAUCCAGUGGCCGAGGCAGAUGGCAGAGGCUCAAUUGCAGGGGAUGAGGAGCCGGAGCAGCUUGGGCUGACGUCCAAGGGGUCCCCGGCGGAGCUGUGGCGGCCGUGGCUCUUCCUCCCGCAGCACUACUGGGUUUUGUUAUGGCUGCUUCUCCUGAGCAUCGCCUUCCUCCUCCUCAUCCGUGUCCUGGAGCUGCGGCGGCUGCAGCCUGCGGCAUCGCCCAAGGCCUAGCCCGAGUGGGGAGGGGGAGGCGGCCCCAUCGCUGCUCCUUCCCUGCACCAAAAACCACCAAAA